ACAGAAAGACGAAUAUUAUGAUCCGUGACGUCCUGUUGUUGGGUAAAAUCCACAGAUAAUGCAGAAUCUGUGUUGGCUGGAGUAUAGCUGAAUUUUUGCUGAGUCCUUAAAUAUCUCAUCAGAGAAGUCCCUACAUACACAAGAUGGGUAGGGAGGACAAAACAGCUUGGAAAUCAAACUAUUUUACAAAGUUGGUACAACUUUUGGAUGACUACCCAAAAUGUUUCAUCGUGGGCGCGGAUAAUGUCGGCUCAAAACAGAUGCAGCAGAUCCGAAUGAGCCUGAGAGGUGUGGCCGUCGUACUUAUGGGGAAGAACACCAUGAUGCGGAAAGCCAUUAGAGGUCAUCUGGAACGCAAUCCUGCUCUAGAGAAGUUACUUCCUCAUGUGCGUGGCAAUGUUGGAUUCGUAUUUACUCGCGGAGAUCUUGUAGAAGUCCGUGACAAACUGCUAGAGAACAAAGUCCGAGCUCCUGCUCGCAAUGGAGCCAUCGCUCCUUGCCCGGUCAUCAUUCCAGCUCAGAACACGGGUCUGGGUCCUGAGAAGACGUCAUUCUUCCAAGCUCUGUCCAUUCCCACUAAAAUCUCAAAGGGAACAAUUGAAAUCAUUAAUGAUGUACACAUCCUUAAAGAAGGUGAUAAAGUUGGUGCCAGUGAUGCCACCCUGCUCAACAUGUUGAACAUCUCGCCCUUCUCAUAUGGCUUGCUAGUCCAAAUGGUCUAUGACUCGGGAACAAUAUUUGAGCCCGCCAUUUUAGAUAUCAAACCAGAGGAUCUGCGGGUCAAGUUCGCAGAGGGUGUGGCACGUCUAGCUGCAGUAUGCCUGUCCAUCAGUUACCCAACCUUGGCUUCUGCUCCACACAGUGUAGUCAAUGGCUUUAAGAACCUGCUGGCCAUUGCUGCAGCUACAGAUGUUGAGUUCAAAGAGGCACAGACUAUUAAGGAAUUCCUCAAGGAUCCAUCCAAAUUUGUGGCGGCUGCUACAGUGGCGCCAGUGGCCGCUGCAGCUGCUGCUCCAGUGGAGUCCAAAAAGGAAGAGAAGAAAGAAGACACUGAAAGCGAAGAUGAUGACAUGGGUUUCGGUCUAUUUGACUAAACUUUCACUACAACUUGCUUCCAAUUUACUGUGUAACUCAGAAGUUAAAAGGUCUUUAAUGUAGGUCUGGCAGUUUUCGAGUAUGUUUGAUCUUGUCGCAGUAUUAUUUGAUAAACUUCAGCAUUUUCAUCUGCGAAUCACAAGUGGUACAUCGAUAGUUUUGUGGAUAUGUUUAUCCAUAUGAAUCGUGUCAAUUUUGUGCGGUUUAUAAGGCAUGUUGUGCCGUGUUACAUAUUUGUGUAGCUAUAAUUUUAGAUGUUUGGCCGUAAUCAAUUCAUAGCUGCUGUUGUUGCAGUACUGUUUAGAAGGUAAUGCUAAUGUGACAUGUGAAGGCAGUUUGAUUUUGUGGAAAAAAUUAUUUCCUAUGCAUUCUGUUACAUUUUGUGCUGAUCAGCUAUCAUACAAAGUUAAUUUUUAUUAAUAGAUUUGGAAUCUAAAUCGCAUUACUUUCAGUACAAACCACCUAAAUAACGAUCAUUACUACCGCUGCUACGUGUUCAUUAUUACCAUGCAGUUGUGACCUACUGUAACAUGGCAAUUAAUUUGUGAGUUCCUGCUGUUGCUAAUAGUAACUAACUAGAUGGCUUACCGAACCCGAAGGUUCAUCACCGAAUUAACCAAAGCCUUCCACCGGACCCUGUCCUGGGCCAGCAAAAUCCAGUCUCCUUCAACUCCUAUCUCCCAUAGAAGGAUCAUUGAAGACUUUUAAUUUUGAGUUGCAUAGUGUUGUGAGCAGUUGUUUUGCAAAGUGAUACCUGUGUGUGUUGUUUGAACCAGUUUGUCAUAAAUACACUUGAAGAAUGA
Zootermopsis nevadensis is the source of this 1898-nucleotide messenger RNA. RefSeq names its product ribosomal protein LP0 (gene RpLP0). Gene Ontology annotation, cellular component: cytosolic large ribosomal subunit. Gene Ontology annotation, molecular function: structural constituent of ribosome; large ribosomal subunit rRNA binding. Gene Ontology annotation, biological process: ribosome biogenesis; cytoplasmic translation; ribosomal large subunit assembly. The record is from RefSeq and is a predicted model, not a curated record. NCBI's taxonomy places the organism in Eukaryota, Metazoa, Arthropoda, Insecta, Blattodea, Termopsidae.